CUGAGCUGCUGUUUCCCACCUGUCAGAGAAGUUUGAAGGAGCGCUGCUCCCAUGGCAGGACAGACCAUACAGGAGCCUGUGAAGACCCAGCAGAAGUGCAUUGCCAUCUUUGCUCUUCUCUGCUGCUUUGCUGUGCUGGUGGUACUGAUCUUCUCAUCAGUAGACAUCUUGGGGGACAAUGAGGAUGGAAUCACAGAGGAAAACUGCAGCAAAAACUGCCGCAUUGUGCUUGUGGAAAAUAUUCCAGACGACCUCACUCUCUCCAUGGAUGGCAGACCCCACCUCCCUCUCUCUGCUGGCUUUCACACACUGUUGGACAACGCAAGGCACUCAGUUGAGGUGGUGUCACCUGUCUGGGACUUAAACUCCUGGGACCUGAAAACAAAGCCAGGUGCUGCCAAACAGGGUCAGCUUUUGUUCCAGAGACUGCUCAGCCUGAAGUCUCGUGGGGUUAAACUGAAGAUUGCCAGCAGUCUGACUAACUCUGCUGAACUGAAGGCCUUGUCAGCAAGCAAUGCAGAAGUUCAUUUUGUUAAUAUGACGGCUCUUACCAGAGGAGGACUCCGCUCCUCAUUCUGGAUAGUGGAUCGGAAGCACAUUUACAUCGGGAGCGCUGAUAUGGACUGGAGGUCACUUUCAAAGAGGAAUGAACUGGGGGUGGUGGUGUAUAACUGCAGCUGUCUGGCUCUGGACCUCCACCGAGUCUUUUCAUUUUACUGGCAGCUCCAUGACAGGGACUACAUCCCCUCCAUCUGGUCGAAGAGAGUUACAGCCCUGUACGGAAAGCAUGAAGCCCUGGAGCUGCAACUCAAUGCUACCCAGGCCACUGCCUACGUGUCUACCUCUCCUGAUCUCUUCUGCCCCAAAGAUCGCACCAGAGAUGUAGAUGCCAUCUAUCAAGUCAUCCAAAGUGCAAAGGCAUUUGUCUUCAUUUCUGUGACUGACUACCUCCCUCUGGUGAACAGGAGCGUCAGAGGAACUUCAGUCACAAGGUAUUGGUCACCCAUUGAUGAAGUGAUCAGGGAGGCCGUGGUGCUCAGAGGAGUCAAGGUUCGCCUGCUGAUAACCUUCUGGAAAAAGACUCACCCCCUGACCUUUAACUUUGUCACCUCCCUCAAGGCGCUCUGCAUGCAGCUGCACAAUUGUUCACUAGAGGUGAGGUUUUUUAGUCACAAAGAGCUAAAGGAUGAUAUUCAGCAUGGACUCAACCACAACAAGUACAUGGUGACCGACAAUGCUCUUUACAUUGGGAACCAUGACUGGGUUGGGAGUGACUUUGCUUUUAAUGCAGGCGUUGGACUGGCAGUCACGAUGAAAAAAGGUCUUAAAGACAGCGGGGUGACAAUCCUGGAGCACGUCAAGGCUGCUUUUGAAAGAGACUGGAGGUCACAUUAUGCUAAGAGCCUAUAAAGGUCAUCAGGGCAUAUACUGUACAGGAACCUGCAACAAGCAAAGGUUCAUAAGGAGACCAAGGAGGAUAACAACUAAUGGACCAACCCUUUAUCUCU
This is a messenger RNA of Monopterus albus (swamp eel), 1508 nucleotides long. It is a transcript of the gene pld5, whose product is annotated as phospholipase D family member 5. The transcript has 10 exons. The record is from RefSeq and is a predicted model, not a curated record. Lineage: Eukaryota; Metazoa; Chordata; Actinopteri; Synbranchiformes; Synbranchidae. The coding region runs from base 52 to 1410 and encodes 452 amino acids. Gene Ontology annotation, molecular function: catalytic activity.